Leptosomus discolor (cuckoo roller) is the source of this 855-nucleotide messenger RNA. NCBI's taxonomy places the organism in Eukaryota, Metazoa, Chordata, Aves, Leptosomiformes, Leptosomidae. The record is from RefSeq and is a predicted model, not a curated record.
CUGGCUUUGCGUAAUGCCUUGCGUUACUUCCCACCUGAAAUACAAAAGAAGCUGGCACUGGAAUUUGCUGAAGAGCUCAAGCUGUACGGCCAUAUUUACAUGUACAGAUUCUUUCCAGAUAUUGAGAUGAGAGCAUACCCCAUAGGAGACUACCCUUGCAAGACCAAAUCAGCUGCUGCCAUUAUGUUGAUGAUCAUGAAUAAUCUGGAUCCCUCAGUGGCUCAGUUUCCUCAGGAGCUUGUCACUUAUGGAGGAAAUGGGCAGGUCUUCAGCAACUGGGUGCAGUUCUGGUUGGUAAUGCACUAUUUGUCAGAGAUGACUGAAGAGCAAACACUAGUAAUGUACAGUGGACAUCCUCUGGGACUCUUAAGCCAUCAGUAUGCUCCUCGAUUAAUCAUUACUAAUGGCAUGGUUAUUCCAAACUAUUCCACCAGAGAUGAAUAUGAGAAGAUGUUUGCUUUGGGAGUAACAAUGUAUGGUCAGAUGACUGCAGGGAGCUACUGCUACAUUGGGCCCCAGGGAAUAGUCCAUGGGACUGUGCUCACAGUGCUCAAUGCAGGCCGUCGCUACCUGAAGGCAGAAGACCUGUCUGGAAAGGUGUUUGUUACUUCUGGUCUUGGUGGGAUGAGUGGGGCUCAAGCAAAGGCUGCAGUCAUUGCUGGGUGUGUGGGGAUCAUUGCAGAGGUAGAUGAAGCAGCGCUUUUGAAACGUCACAAGCAGGGAUGGCUGAUGGAAAUUUCUAACAACCUAGACCAUUGCAUUGCUCGCCUUAGGUAUGACUUGUAACAUAAUUCAGUGAGUUUAUCUCUGCUUCCUAAUCCUCACUUUACAUCUUUCUGCAUUGUGCUGUUUUAG